Molecule: messenger RNA, 2926 nt
Organism: Solea senegalensis (Senegalese sole)
Lineage: Eukaryota; Metazoa; Chordata; Actinopteri; Pleuronectiformes; Soleidae
Exons: 7
Coding region: 172-1686 (504 amino acids)
Cellular component (GO): nucleus
Source: RefSeq, a predicted model, not a curated record
AGUCUGCGGAGUCUGCGCAGUUCCGUUCUCGUCACUCCGAACUUUCGGGAGAACCGCGGAGGGAGGCUGGAGAGACCAACGCCAUUUUCCCUGGUGUCUUCAGUCCUGAGUGGCAGGUGGAUCAGAUCCAGGCGGCCCUUGAGGAAGAGGAGUUGAUGAGGAGGAGGAGCCAUGUCGGCCCCGUGGGAUGAUGAUGAUGAAGUGUUGAAGGCGGGAGGUAUGAAAGGAGUGUUGAGAUCCAAACCGAGGUUCUCCCUCACCGAGGUCAAGCUGCUGCUGGAUGCGGUAAAGAAGAACAGAUACAUCAUCCUCAAGAAGUUUAACCAGGGCGUGUCAGCUGAAGCCAAGAAACAGACAUGGGCUGAAAUCACGGCUCAGAUCAAUGGACUGGGCGAGAAUCACAGAGAGGUGCGUCAGAUCAUGAAGAAAUGGGCGGACCUCAAAUGUGACGGGAAGAGGCGCAUUGUUGCCCUGCGGGGCCCCAACGGCAGCACGCUGAGGAAGAAGAAGCUGGGUCCUGUGGAGAAGAUGGUGCACAAAAUACUGGUGAUGAGUCCAACAGGAGAUGGCAACAGUGACCAGGAGUUUGGUGACGACGAUGACGUUCCAAAGCUUUUCUCCAAAAGCCCCAACUCCAGCGCUCCCCCUUACUCCUAUCUCGGCAUGACAGACAGCUCGCACUCGUUUCCUGGAGGAGUGGCAUUCGAUAUUUCUCCUCUCUCCUCACCUGAGAAAGACCUCAGUGGAGAUCCUUAUCAUUCCUCCUCUGAGUUUGACAUGGACAUGGGAGACGAUGGAGAACGCACCAUGGACUUUGACGAAAAUGACGACUCCUUGUUCUCCUCCCUCCCUUCUUCUCUUCCUCCGCCCUCCGCCGCCCCCCCGGACCUGCUGCCUAAUAAUCCUCUGCUGAGGGUCAAACCAGUCCACACCUACUCCCGAAACAGCAGCCAGAACAACAACCACGUCCAGAACCUCAACUCCACCAGACCUACGCCUGGACCCUCCUCUUCCUCCGACGCCGCUGCCUCCACCUCCUCCGUUGUGCCCCCUGCAUCGAAUUCAGACGCCGCUUUGCCCUCUGCUGGGCCUCCUCUGUCGCACUCUCCCACAAGUUCCAACGCGACAGCCUCCUCCCUCCCUCCUCCACCUCCUGCCUCAUCUUCUACCGCUGCAGCCAGUGACACUACCUCUGACCCUGCUCCCUCCCCCUCCACAUUACCACCUCCUGCUUCCUCUACUGCUGUAACCUCCUCCUCCUCUUCCUCUUCCUCUUCCUUUGUGACCAUCGCUCCCUCAUUAUCUGUCCUCUUGUCCAACCCUCAGCAACCACCUUCAUUAACCUCCUCUACCCUCCCAUCCAGUCAGCCUGCCACCUCAAUGUCCGACCCUCUCCCUGCCGGAGCGUCCUCCCACAGGUCCCAGGACCACGUGGCCCAAAUGGCGUUUCAGAGCGUGCAGCAGCAGCGGGCGAGCCGGAUGCUGCUGACGUCGGUGUCUCAGUCCCUGGAGGUGCUGGCCCAGUCUGUGCAGCUGCUGGUGGAGAGCCAGCACGAGUUUGUGCAGGAGUCCCUGCUGCUGCAGAGGGAGACGGUGGACAUUCUGCGGGAUUUCUCCAACACGGCGCUCACCAUGCUGCGGGACAAGUCCAACAGCGGGCAACACCCUCUUCCUCCGCGCUUCUAAAGAACAGACAACAAGACAAGAAUGAGGAAGCCGUGUGGUGAAUAUUGUUUCUUCGCGUGUGUUGUCUAUUGAUUUUGUCACAGUGUUCAAGUUUUUUUUUUAAAGUAAAGACGACACGUCAAACACACGAUGAUGCAAAGGUUUGACCUGUAAUACCGAUUCAGAAUUUCCAAGUCCGCAUGGAGUGAAUGUCAUCAUCUGCCCACUUUGAUGAUGAUACAUAUGAACCUAUGUGGUCAUCCUUGUACAGCCCUGAAAACUGUGGCCACAUGGAUCGUACACGCCGACUAUACAUGCUUGGACUACAAGAUAGGUCCUGACCUUCAGUUUUUAAUGCAGCCUCGGGCAUAUGGUAUAAGCAUUGGCUCUCUGUGGACAUAGAAAGUAUGGAGAGGCUUCAGGAUUUUUCCCCUGACCACUUCCUGGACCAGAAUACCUGUCUAAUUACUGUUUUUACUAUGGUCAAAUAAAUGUAAUUUGUUCCCUUACUAUAAUAGGUUAGUGAAUAUGCCUUUAGGGAGUCCACCACAGAAGCAUCUGUAUGGACUGGAUGAAGAAGAUGUCUAGAGUGGUGGGGGGAGAUUACGGUGGUCUGAUACUUUCAGGAGUUUUUGUGAUAUGUUUCGUGAAUUCUUGCAACAUGCGCCGAAACUUUCCAGCCAACAUGGAGUCACAUGAGCUCUGUUUUCACCAGGAAAAUAAACUUCAUCGCUGGUAUCUUCUGAUGAGCAAAGAGGGCAUGAUGCAGGCCAAGCUGUGCUCACAGCACCUUUUGUUGGACAGCUUCACAGUCUCUGAUGCACUUCUAGGCUCUAUAUUUUGGACUCCAAUGGGUUUUUAAGGAUUAAUCGUUUCAAUAAUUAAUAACUAGUUGACUAUGAAAAUAGUCAUUAGUUGCAACCCUAAUGUGUAUCCUUAUUAUUUAUCCGUUUUGUUCUGACAAAAAUGCUGAUGUAAUGACUAAGGAAAAUGAAACCUGUAUCCAUCAGGUUCUCUGUAGAAACUGCUGAUUGUUCUGUCUGGAGCCUGUCCCACCACAUGAGAAUGGGAAGACACCAGAUUUGUCUUUGACUGAAGCUGCUGUGUCACCGGAGCUAACACAAAUCCUUAUGUAAACAGCAGCGAUACAGGGUUUUGGAACGCAGCAUUAUACAAAGAUGGACUAAGAUAAAACCCACUGUGGGUCUUGUUUGUUGUCUGCUCUAUAAUCUGAUUAAAGUUUAUACUGUUUAUUUUCAAA